This is a messenger RNA of Aspergillus calidoustus, 912 nucleotides long. The record is from the annotation of a GenBank genome assembly. Lineage: Eukaryota; Fungi; Ascomycota; Eurotiomycetes; Eurotiales; Aspergillaceae.
AUGGCUAUUUCCACCUCCGCUCUUGCCAUUCUGGCGACCGCCCUUGUCUCUGCUGUUGGGACCACUGGCCAGGCCACUUCGAUCUGGACUUGCAAGGAUGCCAGCUGCAUGGGCAGCUCCGACAACUGCUUUGUUGCCUUCGCGGAGGGCAGCAACGGCGUCUGCCUCCAGUUUGAGAAGAGCGAGUUUGACAACGCCGGAUUCCCCCUGAACGCGAACGGCGGCUAUGAUGUUUACUUCGAUAUCCCCCAGCCAGAGCUCGGCUGCAGGCAUGUCAUCUACUCGGGAUCCAGCGUGAACAACUGCGGGAUUACUGCUGGAACUUUCACCCAAGCGACCUGCGCUCGUCUGUCCGUGAACAGCAGGAUGGCCUUGAUGUACGACUGCACCGACGGCACCAGUCGUGCGGCCAGUCCCAAGCCCGCGACCAUCUCCAAGCGGAGCUCUUCGAUUGAGAAACGCGACUGCUCCACCUUCACCCUGCGCACUGGCCCCUACAUCAAAGCCGGCGGCAUGGUAACCGUCUCCGACCCCGUCUCCGGUCCUGCGUCCGUUGCAAUCUCCGAGAGCAUCACGGUCGGUCGGUCCCAGACCUUCAGCGCCAGCGUCGGUGACCCCUACGGCAUCAUCUCUCUGAGCUCGGGCGUCGAGUUCUCCGAGUCGGUCACCAACCAGCUCUCGUACACGUUUGAGGUGCAGGACGGCCAGACUGGAUAUGUUGGCUGGACCCCCCAGCUCAACUGUGUCGAGGGUGUUUUGUCCGGCUGUGACGGCGCCGCCGAUGAGUCUGGCGAGGUCUGUGGGCCCAACGUUGGGUCUGAUGGCGAGGUUAUCGGGCAGUACAGCUUUGUGCUCAGCAGCCGCACCGCCAAGGAGGCGGAGAAGAAGGUUGCCCGUGCCUUCCAGUACUAG